This is a messenger RNA of Trichoderma reesei QM6a, 2169 nucleotides long. RefSeq lists its product as uncharacterized. The transcript is spliced from 3 exons. Lineage: Eukaryota; Fungi; Ascomycota; Sordariomycetes; Hypocreales; Hypocreaceae. Gene Ontology annotation, molecular function: ATP binding; chromatin binding; DNA replication origin binding. Gene Ontology annotation, cellular component: nuclear origin of replication recognition complex. Gene Ontology annotation, biological process: mitotic DNA replication checkpoint signaling; DNA replication initiation. The coding region runs from base 1 to 2169 and encodes 722 amino acids. The record is from RefSeq and is a predicted model, not a curated record.
AUGCCCGCCCAAGCCAACACCCAGCUCGACACUCCUUCGACCCGCGGGCGCAAACGGGCCUUUUCAACCGCCGCCCUUGACGAGGCUUCAGACGACGGCGGCAGCGCCGAGAGCGAGCAUCUGGAGUGGGAAUGGAUAUACAGCAGCGACCAGUCAGAGCACGGCGAGGAUGACGGCGCGGGCGACAGGAAGAGGAGGAAAGUCGCGGGCAACUCCAAGAUUGUCGGGGCUCGAUAUGGCGACUUUGAGUGCCGCGUGGGAGACACGGUGAUGCUCAAGGCGGACGGAUCGAACGGCACAUGGGUGGCCAUCAUCUGCGACUUCCGGGACGACGAUGCCGUCGACGGCAUGGCUGCCAAUUUCAUGUGGUUUUCGACGGAGAAGGAGAUUCCCAACAAGGACAAGAAACGAAAGGACUAUUACUGGAACGAGCUCUACAUAUCGCCGUCUUGCGACGUUAACCCCCUCGCCUCGAUCGACGGAAAAGCCACCAUCAUGUCCCCCGAAGCCUUCCGCCGCGCGUAUCCCUCUGGCAAGAUUCCGCGCAACUCGCCCGACUACGGCAAGACCUUUGUCUGUCGGCGCGGCUGCAACACCCGAUCAACGACAUACACGGACGAGUUUGUAUGGGAGGAAGUGUAUCAGAACGGACAGGACGUGCCUGCACUACUAGAAAUGGUCGAGAAGGGCACCCGGCCGACCCGUCGCAAGACCAGAGCACCGUCACCGCCAGCAGGAGACACAUAUUUGCCGCCUCAAACACCAACAAAGACUGGCAGAAACUCUGCCACAACUCCCAAGUCGAAGAGAGGGCAGCGGAGCGGCGGCAAGAAACUCGAGUUUACGCCAUUGGCCACGCGGAAGCUGUCGCCGAGCCAGGUCCAGUCGUCUCCGUUCCAGAUAGCCCGCUCACGUCUCCAUGUUGCAGCAGUGCCCUCCAGUCUACCUUGCCGUGAGGGAGAGUUUUCGCUUGUAUACUCACAUCUAGAAGCUGCCAUCACCGAGGGGACCGGUAACUGCAUCUAUAUCUCCGGGACGCCAGGUACCGGUAAGACGGCCACGGUACGAGAAGUCAUCUCUCGCCUCGAGGAAGGCGUCUGGUUGGAUGAGCUGGAUGACUUUAUCUUUGUCGAGAUCAAUGGCAUGAAGAUUACGGACCCUCAUCAGGCAUACUCGCUGCUCUGGGAGGCGCUCAAGGGGGAGCGUGCCAGCCCAGCCCAAGCCCUCGAUCUGCUGGAACGAGAGUUUAACAACCCCAGCCCCAGGCGCAUCCCCUGCGUGGUCUUGAUGGAUGAGCUUGAUCAGCUGGUUACAAAGAACCAGGCGGUCAUGUACAACUUUUUCAACUGGCCAACCCUCCGACAUAGCCGUCUGAUUGUGCUCGCUGUAGCCAACACGAUGGAUCUUCCAGAGAGAACUCUAAGCAACAAGAUCAGCAGUCGAUUGGGCCUUACCCGAAUUACAUUUCCGGGCUACAACCACGAACAGCUUAUGAAAAUUAUCCAGUCCCGGCUCGAAGGCGUUCCGGGAAACAUUGUCGAUGCGGAUGCCAUCCAGUUCGCCAGUCGCAAAGUCGCUGCCGUCAGUGGAGACGCCAGACGAGCCCUGGAUAUCUGCCGCCGAGCCGUCGAGCUGGCCGAGGGCGACGCGCCCGGCGAUCCCAUGACGCCGAGCAGGAGAGCCCCGGACAAGGGAGCACCUGAGCAGUCCAAACGCGGAAGAGUCACGAUCUCAACCAUCAAGAGGGCCAUCAACGAGGCCACGACGAACCCGAUCCAGCAGCAUCUGCGCGGCCUCCCACUGACGUCCAAGAUGCUCAUGGCAGCACUGCUUCUGAGGAUCAGGCGAAGCGGGCUGGCCGAGACGACGCUGGGGGAGACUCUGGACGAGCUCCAGCGCGUUGCCGCGUUUGGGGCCAGACCUCCUCCGGGCAUGGCACAGAUCCUCCCGGGACUCGCCAAAGGAAGCCAGGCCGUUGGUCGACGCCUGGUGGGACGGCCAAUGUACAUUCAUACAGCCGCCCUGGAGCUCGUGGCCACUGGCUUGAUCAACCUCGAGGCUCAUCGUGCAGACCGCUCGAGCAGGUUGCGAUUGGCCAUCGCGGAUGACGAGGUUAAGAUGGCGCUUCGCGAUGACGCUGAUCUCAAAGCCAUGGGUCUCAGUGUUUGA